This is a messenger RNA of Pistacia vera, 2030 nucleotides long. RefSeq lists its product as uncharacterized. The transcript has 7 exons. NCBI's taxonomy places the organism in Eukaryota, Viridiplantae, Streptophyta, Magnoliopsida, Sapindales, Anacardiaceae. The coding region runs from base 41 to 1558 and encodes 505 amino acids. Gene Ontology annotation, molecular function: UMP kinase activity. Gene Ontology annotation, biological process: UDP biosynthetic process. The record is from RefSeq and is a predicted model, not a curated record. Gene Ontology annotation, cellular component: cytoplasm.
GUCGCCGUUCACCAACAAACCCUAACCCUAACGUCCCCUAAUGGCCUCUUGUGACGACGAUUUUCCGCUCCUUGGUGACGACCACCACCACCAGAUCUACCAACAACAACAAAUAGAACGAUCACCCUACACGCCUCAACGUUUCGAACCUGGACACGCGUCGCAGCCUCAACGGAUCCCCGAGAACAUCGGCGUGCGAUGUGGAGACGACGAAGAAGAAAACGCUAUCGAUUCGGCUUUCAAUUCCGCUAACAACAACAACAAUAAUAAUUCUCAAAUCGUGGUUGCACGGACGGCGGAGAAAAGGAAAGAUCGGGAAGAUGUCAACAAUGGAGACGUUAGUAAUGUCAGUAGCCCGUACAGUUCGAAGAAGUCGAAGCAGUAUCAGAACGAGUACAGGAAGGAUCGGGAGGAGUGGAGCGACGCGGCGAUCGCGUGCCUUCUUGACGCGUAUUUGGACAAGUUUAUGCAGUUGAAUAGGGGGAAUCUGAGGGGAAGGGACUGGGAGGAGGUGGCGGUGACCGUGAGUGAGCGGUGCGAGAAGCACAGCAAGAGUGUGGAGCAGUGUAAGAACAAGGUUGAUAAUUUGAAGAAAAGGUAUAAGUUGGAGCGGCACAGGAUGAAUAAUGGUGGAAUUUCGACCAGUCAUUGGCCGUGGUUUAAAAAGAUGGAACAAAUUGUUGGAAAUUCAGUGCCUGUUAAGAAUGUGGCUGAUGAAGAUAAAGGAAGUGGCUCUUCCAUUUCUAAUUCGGUUAGGCAAUCCAAGAGAUAUAGUGCAGCUACACCAAGCUCAACAGUUCCGAUAAAUAAUGUGAAGCCCAAGCCAAGCCCUAGAUGGCGGAGAGUAGUCUUCAAAAUUAGUGGUGUUGCUCUUUCUGGUGCUGACCAUAGCAACAUUGACUCAAAGGUGGCCAUGCUGAUUGCGGAAGAAGUUUCAACUGCUUGCCGCCUUGGAAUAGAGGUUGCAAUUGUUGUUGGAGGUCGUAAUUUCUUUUGUGGAAAUACAUGGGUAAAUGAAACGGGUUCAGAUAGAAGUACUGCUUACCAAAUUGGAAUGAUGGCAAGUGUGAUGAAUUCUAUAUUGCUCCAGUCAGCAUUAGAGAAGAUGGGUGUUCAGACACGCGUACAAACUGCUUUUCCAGUGCAGGAGGUUACUGAACCAUACAAUAGGCAACGAGCUAUACGGCAUCUUGAGAAAGGAAGAGUUGUAAUAUUUGGUGGCAUUGGUGCUGGGAUUGGAAAUCCACUCUUUUCCACUGACACAGCUGCAGCACUUAGAGCUACAGAGAUUAAUGCUGAGGCUGUCCUCAAAGGUACCAAUUUUGAUGGUUUAUAUGAUUUUCGCUUCCGGGACAGCAAUGCUUCUUUUGAGCACAUCUCUUUCAGGGAGUUGGACUCUAGAGGUGUAAUACCAAUGGAUUCGAUGGCACUCUCCUUCUGUGAGGAAAACAGCAUACCUGUUGUGAUCUUUAAUCUUCUUGAACCUGCAAACAUCUCAAAAGCUAUAUGUGGAGAACAAGUUGGUACAUAUAUUGAUCUAACUGGAAAGAUUGUCUAAUCUGUGGAUCCUUUCAUUCUGGUGCAUUACCAGGUGCUGUCACCUAACCUCUAGCUAACUCCAUUACUUUUAAGUUAAUGUCAAUUAACCGUAAUUCAGCUGUUCGGCUACACCAGAUUAUGCUUGGAUGGUGUUUUUUUUUUUUUUUUGAGAUACACUUCUGGAGAAGGUUUUGAUUGCCUGAUGCUGUAAGUUAUUGCUAGGAGUUGAUUACUUUGUCGAUGACUUGAAUCCCUUGCUUGGAGUCGAUAUUGCUUGUAUCUUUUACUUGUAAAAUUUUGACUUAUUAGCAGGGUUAGAUGUGUAAGGAUAGUUAUUGCUGGACUGAUUAACAGUUAACUGUGCUUGUAGCAUUAGCGAGUAGUAGCAAUACCGAUGUUGAAUAGGAUAUAUGGUUAGUCAUCAGGGGUUCAUGUACAAUGAAAUUUGUAUUAUAUAUACAAGACUGCAUCUCAUGAUCUUCAAUGGUUCU